AAUACCUUUUUCAGCGAAACCGGUGCUGGUAAGCAUGUCCCAAGAGCAUUAUUCGUAGAUCUCGAGCCAACUGUAAUCGACGAGGUGAGGACUGGUGCUUACAGGCAACUCUUCCAUCCGGAGCAGCUCAUCUCCGGGAAGGAAGAUGCCGCGAACAACUUUGCCCGAGGACAUUACACAGUUGGAAAGGAGAUUGUCGAUUUGUGCCUUGAUAGGGUGAGAAAAUUAGCAGACAAUUGCACUGGAUUGCAGGGGUUUCUAGUUUUCAAUGCUGUUGGUGGUGGUACUGGAUCUGGAUUGGGUUCUUUGUUGUUGGAGAGAUUGUCUGUGGAUUAUGGAAAGAAGUCAAAACUUGGCUUUACCAUCUAUCCUUCCCCACAGGUUUCUACAGCAGUU
Molecule: messenger RNA, 396 nt
Organism: Dendrobium catenatum
Lineage: Eukaryota; Viridiplantae; Streptophyta; Magnoliopsida; Asparagales; Orchidaceae
Product: tubulin alpha-1 chain-like
Exons: 3
Biological process (GO): mitotic cell cycle; microtubule cytoskeleton organization
Cellular component (GO): cytoplasm; microtubule
Molecular function (GO): GTP binding; structural constituent of cytoskeleton
Source: RefSeq, a predicted model, not a curated record